CUCGCUUGUAAGCAUGAGCGUCCCGGCGGCUGCGCUCGGGUCUGUGCGGCUCUCCAGAGCUCUCCAGAGCCGCAUGGGGUGUCUCCGGUCACUCCAUGCGGCGGGCAGCGGGUCGGAGCUCCGGCCCGGAGCCUCUUCCGUCAGGAGGAACCUGGACGUCCAGACGACGACCGACACAGGGAGGCUGAAGACCAUCGAUGACCUGCCGGGGCCCAGCAUGUCCAGCUCCCUGUACUUGAUGCUAUUCAAAGGAUAUUCAGAAAAGUCGCACCUAAUGCAGGUUUUACAGAAGAAUCAGCACGGGCCCAUUUGGCGCUCUAAGUAUGGUUCGUUUGAAAUGGUCAAUGUGGCGAGUCCGGAAUUCAUAGCUCAAGUGAUCCGGCAAGAGGGUCGCUACCCGGUCCGAGUUGAUAUGUCUCACUGGAAGGAUUACAUGGACCUGAGAGGGCACGACUAUGGUCUGCACACGAGCUCAGGAACAGAAUGGUACCAGAUCCGCAAACAGCUGAACCCCAAAAUGCUGAAGCUGGGGGAAGUGUCGGUGUAUGCCUCCAGCAUCCAAGAGGUGGUCGGAGAUAUGCUGCAACGCAUUGAGGUCCUGCGCUGUCGCAGUCAGGACCAGGCCACGGUUCCGGACAUGGCGGCUGAGCUCUACAAGUUUGGCUUUGAGGCUGUCUCUUCAAUCCUGUUUGAAACCAGGCUGGGCUGCCUGCAGGAGGAUAUUCCCAAAGACACACUGCGAUUCAUCGCCGCUGUCAACACCAUGUUAUUGCUGUCUGAUGCCGUGCUUUUUACCCCACGCUGGAGCCGCAGCAUCCUCCCCUUCUGGAAACGCUUUGUUCAAGCUUGGGACGUCCUCUGUAGCGUAGGCCAGAAACUAAUCGACAAGAGGAUGGCUGAAAUCGAGGCUCGGGUGCGCAGCGGUGAGCCGGCAGACGGUCUGUACCUGAGUUAUCUGCUGUCCAGUGAAAAGCUGAGCCGAUCCCAGAUAUACAUCACCAUCACAGAGCUGCUGCUUGGAGGAGUUGACACGACGUCCAACACCUUGACGUGGACGCUGUACCACUUAGCGCGGGACCAGAGGGCCCAGGAGCUGCUGUACGGGGAGGUGAACUCCGUGUGUCCCAACAAACGGGAGCCGACCACGGACGACCUGAGCAGGAUGCCCUACCUGAGGGCCGUGAUAAAGGAGACGUUACGCCUUUAUCCCGUCGUACCUGGAAAUGGACGCUAUGUUACUGAGAACGAGGUGAUUGUGGGCGACUACUGGUUCCCAAAGAAGACUCAGUUCCAUCUGUGUCAUUUUGCCGUCUGUCACGAUGAGGCAAUGUUUCCGAAUCCAGAGGAAUUCGUCCCGGAGCGCUGGCUCCGCUCUCAGACGCCCGGCUGUCCUGCACCCAGCUUCGACAAGCCCCAGCCGUACAGCUAUGUCCCGUUUGGUGUCGGGGUGCGAGCGUGCGUGGGGAAGAGGGUGGCAGAGAUGGAGAUGCAUUUUGCUCUUUCACGGAUGAUGCAGCACUACAAGGUCAAGCCCGAGAAAGGCGCCCCGAUCGUGCACCCUAAUACCCGAAUCCUGAUGAUCCCCGAGAAGCCCAUCAACCUGCGCUUCCUGACCAGGGCCGAGUGACGAGCGGAGAUCAGUGACUCCCGAAGGUUUGGAUUCAAGUGUUUUGACUGCAAUCGUCUGUUUGUAUGAUCAAGUCGAAGAUUGAAUACGUUUCCCUUUCCCGAAAUACAAAAAUAUUUAUUAAGCUCUCGUGGUGGGAUUGCAUAGAUUAUAUUAGUCCAGGUCUUUCUACAUAGUCAGCUUUUCCAGCUGGAGGUAACUGAAUGUUUUCCUCCUCACAGUUUCUGGAAGGAGACGAGGACUUGAAGGCUUUUUUGCUUUGUGGUUCUCUAGACUAAUGAAAUUGGCUCAUCGGCUGUCUCCACAACACAUACACACUCAAACACAAACACUUGCUGUUAAAAAUGUGUGUGUGUUUAGAAGCCGUACAGGGUGAACACUGCCCCUCUUUGACAAUGAGUGGAAAUGCAGCUUUUACAUAACCUGGCACCCCAUUUCUUUCAGGAGGAAUUCUAGUGCUUUUGUUUCCUUUUGAAUCAGCCACGUUGAAAGUUGUUUCACAUUUAACACAAGGUUAAGCAUUAAACAUAAAGAAAAGCUUUUUAUGGCGGAGGCAAGGAAAGGAGGAUUUAGGAAACGAAAGCAACAGGAGGCAGAAGGAGGGAAACAAGGAGGCAUGGAAAGGAAGGAGGAUUGUGUAAAGGGAAAAGUUGUUGCACUUUUUUAGGUUUCCUGUGGGAAAACUGCAAAUAUCUUUCUUUAAUUCGAGAAUUGUUGCACAAGAUGUUGAUUUAACUUCAAGGUUUUGCAUUUAUAAGUUACAAACAAGAACAUGCAGCUUAAAUAAAAGAAUACUUUAAAGCCAUAAUCUCGGUAUUCUCGUGUCUUAGUGGAUGUAACUUUGCUAACAAUGAAUGUAAUUUUUCUAAUAUGCAUUUUAAUAUGUAAUUUAGUUAUUCAUGUGUUUAACUGUUUGAAAUGCUGUUACUAAUUAAAAGGUAUAUACUGUUGAGCCUCCUCCCUGUGCUUGAGAUUACAGAUUGGGGAACAAAAUCCCAAUGUGGAAAUAAAAGAUGAUUGAAAUGG
Molecule: messenger RNA, 2653 nt
Organism: Pleuronectes platessa (European plaice)
Lineage: Eukaryota; Metazoa; Chordata; Actinopteri; Pleuronectiformes; Pleuronectidae
Product: sterol 26-hydroxylase, mitochondrial
Exons: 9
Coding region: 14-1627 (537 amino acids)
Biological process (GO): cholesterol metabolic process; cellular response to peptide hormone stimulus; C21-steroid hormone biosynthetic process
Cellular component (GO): mitochondrial inner membrane
Molecular function (GO): heme binding; iron ion binding; monooxygenase activity
Source: RefSeq, a predicted model, not a curated record